This is a messenger RNA of Lytechinus variegatus (green sea urchin), 1278 nucleotides long. RefSeq names its product probable RNA-binding protein 18 (gene rbm18). The record is from RefSeq and is a predicted model, not a curated record. Bases 135 to 959 code for a protein of 274 amino acids. Lineage: Eukaryota; Metazoa; Echinodermata; Echinoidea; Temnopleuroida; Toxopneustidae. Gene Ontology annotation, molecular function: RNA binding. The transcript is spliced from 5 exons.
CGCACAAUAACGACCCGUAUCAUACAGAAUAAUACCGGUAUAGCGGUAUCAUCUUGUAACAGUUUCAAUCGAGCAGGUUUUUUGAAGAUUGUAUUUCUGAUUGAUCAAAUUAUUUGCUUCCAUAAUUUUGCAGCAUGAAUGAUACUGGAGGCCGGAGAUUGUGGAUUGGGAACCUAGAUGAAAGAAUAACCGAGUUCACCUUGCUGAAAAUAUUGCAAAAAUAUGGAAAGAUUGAGCAGUUUGAUUUCCUUUUUCACAAAUCUGGACCAAACCAAGGGAAGCCAAGGGGCUACUGUUUUGCAAGCUUUGAAAAUAGAACGGAUGCAGUACAUGCACUCCAUGCAUUGGAUGGUAAACUAGCUCUUGGGAAGAAACUGGCAGUAAAAUGGGCUCAUUCACAUAUAAAGGCCCCAAGUGAACCUGUGCCCCUUUCUAAACCAGAGAUUAAUCUACAUCCUGACAAAAUCCCAAGCAGCUUUGGAGGCCAGUCUACGAAGGUCCCUGAGGAGCCAACUGCCAAGAAAAAGCUGGUCAAUCAAAGUGUUGAAUCACAGAUCAGAGCAAUCGAAGGAAAAUUGCGAGAGAUGGACAGAUCAACUUCCAAAUCCACCUUCAAGCCAGUCCCAGUCUAUGCCACAAAGAAAGCUGAAGAACCAAAGGAAAUCAUCCAGAAAUGUUUACCAAGUCUGAUGUCACUUCCUGUGGAAGAUCCUUCGUCUACCUCCACCGACUCACCAACCACAACAAGCUUGCCAUCGUCGACAUCAGCGUCAGAUUCAAACUCAUCCAAAACUGAACUGGUAAAGCCUUCAUCGGCGCCAUCUUCACAAUCAGAGUCACAAUUGAACUCAUCAUCUAAGACACUGCCCAAGAUUUCUUCGGCCAUAGUUAAAUCCCCUGUGACGUCCACCGGUAAGAUUAAAUCUUCAGGAAGACCAAAGCCUUAUGACAAAAGGUGACAAACUAAGGUUUGGAUUGACUUUUGAAACCACUGCUACCUGAACUCUUCAUGUAUUAUCUCUUCUGCUCACUUUGUCAGACCACCUACAUGUACAUGUAUGUUGACCUUGAGGAUGUAUAGAUAAUAACUCAAAUUCAAUAUUUCUUUCAAAGUAAAUUCCAAUUUCUUUUUAUUUAAAAUAACACUUAAUUCUGUAUUUUAAUCCAAAGAAAUUUUGCCAUGCUUAAUAAUAAUUUUGUUAAUGACAUCUGAGUUGUGUUUCUAAGGGGUGGAUCUGAGCACCUUUUUCAAUAGCUUUUUCAAUACUUACAUAGAAA